Messenger RNA from Prinia subflava (tawny-flanked prinia), 1369 nucleotides. RefSeq names its product TAM41 mitochondrial translocator assembly and maintenance homolog (gene TAMM41). The record is from RefSeq and is a predicted model, not a curated record. The transcript is spliced from 8 exons. NCBI's taxonomy places the organism in Eukaryota, Metazoa, Chordata, Aves, Passeriformes, Cisticolidae. Gene Ontology annotation, biological process: cardiolipin biosynthetic process; CDP-diacylglycerol biosynthetic process. Gene Ontology annotation, molecular function: phosphatidate cytidylyltransferase activity. Gene Ontology annotation, cellular component: mitochondrion. The coding region runs from base 55 to 1062 and encodes 335 amino acids.
GCGGCCUCUCCCGCCGCCGGUGGGCGGGAGCGCCGGGCGGGCCGGGCCGGGGCCAUGGCGCUGCCCGUGCUGUCCAGCUCGGCCGUGAAAUUCCGCCGGGUCCUGGCGCACUUCCCGCAGGAGCUCAGCCUGGCCUUCGCCUACGGCUCCGGCGUGUUCCGGCAGGCGGGCGCCUCGGCCGAGCACGGCGAGACAAAUAUGCUGGACUUUGUGUUUGCUGUUGAUGAUGCUGUGACCUGGCAUACAACAAACUUGUCAAAGAACAGGAGUCAUUAUUCCUUCCUUAAAUAUUUUGGACCCAAAAAGAUAAGUACCAUACAGAGGUAUGGAGCAGGAAUUUACUACAACACCUUAGUGCCAUGCAAUGGCAGGGUGAUAAAAUACGGAGUAAUCAGCACUGAUGCCCUGAUUGAGGAUUUGUUUCACUGGAAAACUCUCUACGUGGCUGGACGCCUCCAAAAGCCGGUGAAAAUCCUGGCCCAGAAUGAGAGCAGCAGGCUGCAGGCUGCCCUUGUCAGCAACCUGAAGAGUGCAGUGACUGCAGCCUUCCUCAUGCUGCCAGAGAGCUUCUCUGAAGAGGAGCUGUACAUGCAGAUCGCAGGGCUCUCCUACUCUGGUGAUUUCAGAAUGAUCAUAGGAGAAGACAAAUCCAAAGUGCAGAACAUAGUGAAGCCCAACGUGUCCCAUUUCCAGAAGCUGUACAGUGCCAUACUGCAGGACUGCCCUCAAGUGGUGUACAAGCACCAUCUGGGGAGGCUGGAGAUUGAUAAAAGUCCAGAAGGUCAAUUUACACAGCUUAUGGCUUUGCCAAGGACUCUACAACAGAAGAUAACUGCUCUGGUAAACCCUCCUGGAAAGAACAGAGAUGUGGAAGAAAUUUUACUGCAAGUUGCCCAUGACCCUGACUGUGGAUUUCUGGUGCAUCAGGGCAUUUCAGGAAUUGUGAGAGCCUCCAGCGUAGUGCAGAGUGCUAAAACCAUCCUGACAGCUGGAGCAGGUUUACAUAUAAAAUAUCCAGAUUUUGUGAUAACUACUCUCUUCAUCAGCUGCCUGAGCAGGUAACUGCUGGCUUGACUGUAAAUAUCACUAAAUAUGGAUGUGUCUGUGCAUGCCACACUACAAAUAUUUAAUUAUUGCUGCACAUGACAGCUGUCCAGCAGUACCUGCAUCCAAAGGAGCUCCAGGACACUGCAGCCAGGCAAACCUGGCAGGGGACUUGAGGGGCUCCCAGUCCCAUUUUUUUUUUGGUGGCAUUUUUUCCUGUGUCCUGACUGUUUCAGGAAGGUUCUUUGCCUAUCUGCCUGCUGGAUUAGGCUGUCAUUCCCCCAGGGAAAUCCUGAAUUUGAUGCCCUGAGCACCUUCUGGCUGA